AUGCCGAACCACGAGAUGAGCAAGGCCGAUUCCGAGAGAAUUCAGUCGUCUCAGGCCAAGAGUGGUGGCGAUAUGUCACAGAAGGGUUUCGGUGCCAGAGCUCAGUCGGCCAGUGACCGUAACGCUUCAAGCGCUCAGACCCAGGGCGCUGGGUCUACAAACGCUAAAACUGGCGGUAAUCAAGGCGCCGGCAAGAAGUGA
Neoarthrinium moseri is the source of this 201-nucleotide messenger RNA. RefSeq lists its product as uncharacterized. The record is from RefSeq and is a predicted model, not a curated record. Bases 1 to 201 code for a protein of 66 amino acids. The transcript is spliced from 2 exons. Lineage: Eukaryota; Fungi; Ascomycota; Sordariomycetes; Amphisphaeriales; Apiosporaceae.